CUCGUCCAUGCUCUUGCUCCACAUCCACCACCGCUACAACCGCCAUGAAAGCUCUUGCUCCCGACGCGUCUAUUGAGAAGAAGGGGCACAUAUGUCCUCCUUCAAAUGCCACCCACCCUCGAGACCGGUGGGAAACGGCCUUUGUGUAUUCAUUCAUUUGCAAGUUCACGCAGCUACGGGGUAAGGUGGAAGGGUUUGACACACCUAUGGAUCUUGAGGAGGCGAUGCUAUCGGAGGAAGCGAACCCGAUAAUAACUCAAAUCUUGGCGCGUUUUGUGUUGAACUUGCAUCCACAAACGCGUAACUUGAGUUCAGACGUGAUAUCGUCAACUGUGGCCACUGUAUUGCAGGAGUACCUCAAGACGCCAGAGCGGUUGGUCUUUUGGGACGAUGAGCUGAAGAAGAACGUGGAUCCCUUCCACCAGAUGCUAAAUGGAUUCUUUGCUGCGCCAUGGGACUUGAAGCUGAAGGUGCUCCGACAGCUAGUGGAAUUGCAACUCUGCCAUAGUUCAGACAUCAAAGCCAUCAUAGACCGCGCUUGGGGUGUCAUUCAUAACAAGCACAAGAAGACUGAGACUACGUCUGCACCUCCUCCGCCCAGCGACCCCCAAAGCCAGGAAAAUUUGCUACUGCUCCCACUCGGUCAGGACAAAGAGCGCAAACGCUACUGGGCUGUAGAUGACUCUCCACGGUUAUAUAUCUCAACGAAUCCAUGGAAGAUCACUGCGACAUUUCAAACUAUUUCUACCACACGCGAAGAAUAUAUGGAGGUUGUCGAUAAGGUUAAGGAGGCUGCGCCUCCAGAACCAAAGGAAGGUGGACGAAGAACGAAAUUAGAACAAGCACAUCUUGCACUCUUGAAGCUUCUGGAAGAGAGAAUUGAGGCGAUUGAUGCCGAAAUAGCGCGAAUCCAACGCGCCCGUAAGAAGAUUGAGCAACGGAAUCUCUUGAUUGCUCAGGCAGAAGUUCGGGAAACCCGGACCCGUCGGCGGACUACUCGCCCUGACUAUGCGUACAUGAACGAUCCCACCAGUGAGUUCCAGGACGAUCAAGACGAGUACACUUAUCAAGAGCAAGAGGACGAGGAUUAUGAUGAACCGGCAGAUGACGACGAUCUGGCGGACUUCCGUGGUGCCAACGGUCGUUACCCUGGCAUCGGUCGGCGGCGGUCAACGCGAGCCACUCAUGCAGCUGUCCAUGCCAGACGGUCCAGUGGAGCUCAGGAUGAUUGGGCCGAAUGGCGCGGAGAACGCCGUUCUACUCGGUUAGGAGCGACCGUAGACAUGCAAUUGGACGGUCCACCAAAGCGAGCGCGGACAGAGGAUAGUCUGGUCAGCAAUGGGUCUACCGAAACACAGUCAACAACCGCACCGGCACAGAAUGGCAACGGGCUCAAGAUCAAGAUACACGGCGCAGCGGCGGUUAAACCCACAGAGACGGUGGUGGAAGCAGUGGCGGGGAAGAAGAAAAGUAAAUAUUGGUACUACGCGGUGGAGCCCGUACCAGCUCCACAGGUCGCACCGGACGAUCCCCUUGGGCCCCGUAAACGGCGACGGACGGAGAAAGCCGGCAUACAAAAUGGUACGCAUCCGGAGCAAACACCGGAUAACGAGUCUCAUUCUGGGACGAACGGAGAUGUUGUGAUGCACGAUCAAAAUGAAGAGGAUGGUUUGUCAACACGAGGGUCUCCCAUGGAUCAGUCAUGAGCUUGUAUCUCCAUAUUGUUGUACGCUUUCACGUCAUCUUUAUCUGCAUUGGUUACGCGCAGCAUUCACCAUCAUAUUCUUGGAUUGAGCAUGACCCACACCGUCCGACCUAAUUAUUGCUACAGUAGCUAAUUACUAUGCUAUGGGUGAGAUACAUGGAUAGAGCAUUAGAUCCC
Laetiporus sulphureus 93-53 is the source of this 1882-nucleotide messenger RNA. RefSeq lists its product as uncharacterized. The record is from RefSeq and is a predicted model, not a curated record. Bases 45 to 1706 code for a protein of 553 amino acids. Lineage: Eukaryota; Fungi; Basidiomycota; Agaricomycetes; Polyporales; Laetiporaceae. The transcript has 7 exons.